This is a messenger RNA of Cyclopterus lumpus (lumpfish), 7431 nucleotides long. It is a transcript of the gene uggt2, whose product is annotated as UDP-glucose glycoprotein glucosyltransferase 2. The coding region runs from base 149 to 4717 and encodes 1522 amino acids. The transcript is spliced from 40 exons. Gene Ontology annotation, cellular component: endoplasmic reticulum. Gene Ontology annotation, molecular function: UDP-glucose:glycoprotein glucosyltransferase activity. Lineage: Eukaryota; Metazoa; Chordata; Actinopteri; Perciformes; Cyclopteridae. The record is from RefSeq and is a predicted model, not a curated record.
CUAGCGGUACUGGUCGUUAACUGCCCGAAAUACAUCGCUUUGUAUGGAAGUGGUCAGCAUCACUAACGGGGAGAAGGACACCUUAUUGGCAACACAGUGACGAAUGGUUAAGUUUCUUUAAUGUUCGUGUUACACCUUGCCGGAAGCAAUGAGGAACGUUAUUGUGCUCUCGCUGCUGCUGCUGCUGAACAUGCAUCAUGUCAUAUCGGCACCCAAAGGCGUCACUGCCAGUCUAUCGGCAAAGUGGAGCAUGACGCCUUUCCUCCUGGAGACAAGUGAAUUUAUUGGAGAAGAUGGGAAUGAAAAAUUCUGGCAGUUUGUUGACACCGUGAAAGAGCUCACUGUAUACAAGCAAGGAGAAUCGGUGCGCUCGUACUACAACUUGAUCCUUAAGAAGGCUGGUCAGUUUCUUACAGAUCUUCAAGUUAAUCUCCUCAGAUUUGCUCUGGCCCUGCGGUCAUACUCACCAGCUGUUCAAGCAUUUCAGCAGAUAGCCAGUGAUGAGCCUCCGCCUGAGGCUUGCCCUGCCUUCAUCUCCAUCCAUGGUCAACACGGCUGCAGUACCAAAGACCUCAAGAAGCUCCUGAAGGCAGCUGCAGGCAGGCCAAAACCAUAUUUAUACAAUAAAGACCACACAUAUCCAGGGUUCAAUAAAACAGAUGUGCCAAUCGUGAUCCUCUAUGCGGAGAUUGGAACCAAGAAGUUCACCUCGUUUCAUAAGGUGCUGUCAGAGAAGGCUGGAGAGGGCACACUUAUAUAUGUGCUGCGGCAUUUUGUAGCGAAUCCAAAGCCUAAAAAGAUGCUUUUAUCUGGGUAUGGUGUUGAGCUGGCUAUCAAAAGCACAGAAUACAAAGCCGUGGAUGACACCAAAGUAAAAGAUUCAGGUGCAAACGCUGAGGAAGACAAUAAAGAUGAAGUCCAAGGGUUUGUUUUUGGAACCUUAAAGAAAUCUCACCCUGAACUCGAGGAGCAACUGGUGGAGCUUCGCAGACAUCUCCUCGAGAGUACAAAUGACAUGGUCCCUCUCAAAGUGUGGGAAAUGCAAGAUCUUAGUGUCCAGGCAGCUGCCAGAAUCAUGUCCGUGCCAAAGUUUGAUGCUUUGAAGCUCAUGCGAGACCUCAGUCAGAACUUCCCGAGCAAAGCCAGAUCACUGACAAGAGUGGCCGUAAAGCAGGAAAUGAGAAAAGAAAUCGAGGAGAACCAAAAGCGACUCGGUGAGUCCAUUGGUGUACACCCGGGAGACGGAGAGCUCUUCAUCAACGGACUGCACAUUGAUCUGGACAUUCACAACCCUUUCAGCAUUUUAGACAUCCUCAGAGGAGAGGCCAGGGUCUUAGAAGGGCUUCACAACUUGGGCAUAAAAGGAGAACAUCAAGGCAAGCUGCUGAGGUUACCUGUGAACGCUGUGGAUGACAGCUAUGCCUUAGAUAUCAGACAUCCAGCUAUAAUGUGGAUAAAUGACAUCGAGAAUGACCCAGUGUAUCGCAACUGGCCAUCGGGUGUACAGGAGCUCCUCCGAGCCACUUUUCCUGGAGUCAUUCGGCAGAUUCGACACAACCUCUUCAACCUGGUGCUGUUCCUAGAUCCAGUACGGGAAGAAAGUGUUGAGCUGGUGAAACUGGCAGAGCUUUUCUACAAGCACAAGAUCCCCCUAAGAAUUGGCUUUGUGUUUGUUGUCGACACCAAAGAGGAGAUUGAUGGCUUUUCAGAUGCAGGGGUUGGAUUUUUCAGACUGCUGAAUUACAUUGCAGACGAGUAUGAUUUAUCCCAGGCUCUGAUGUCCAUGGUCUCAUUGUACAACCAAGUAGAAGGAGGAGAGACACUGUCUGUUGAUACAAUCUCUGCUUACCUGAAGAGGAAGUUCCCCAAAGCCAAGGCUGAAAGGAUUCUUGGCGUAGAAUCUGAGUAUGAUGACAAAAGACAAGACGGUGCCCUUUUCUACAAAAAGAGUGGCCUGGGUUCCUUACCACUGGCUUUAUUUAAUGGAGUCCCUCUGAGCCCUGAUGAGAUGGACCCAGACGAGCUGGAAACCCUCAUCCUGCAGCGCAUCAUGGACACCACCACCACCUUCCAGAGAGCUGUCUUUAUGGGUCAGUUGACUGAGGACUCAAAUGUGGUGGACCAUCUCAUGGAGCAGGCAAAUGUGGUUCCCAGGAUGAACCCUCUUAUUUUAAGCACUGACCGGAAGUACCUCGACUUCACGUCCAAACCAGUUGUAGAUGAUUGGGAUGACACAACUAUGUUUUCAUAUUAUGACUCCAGAGACAAAACAGCUGUGAUGGCGAAGAGGAUGAAAUACUUUACAAAUGCUGAUGAGGAUGGGAUGAGUGCUGUGACCAUGUGGAUAGCCGGAGAUUUUGAGACGGUCUCAGGAAGAAAACUGUUACUCGGUGCUCUGAAACGUGUGAAGGCCAGCCCUGGAGUGCGUGUGGGGGUGAUAGAUAACCCCAGUGGAAAGCCAAGCGACGAUAACACUGUGCUGUACAGGGCUAUCUGGGCCUCUCUCCUCACCCAGAAGAAUAAGGCUGCAGCAGAGUUUGUGCAAAAACUCCUGAGAGAGGAGAGUAGCCAGCUCCUCCAAAAGGGGACCAAGAUGAAGGACUUACUGAUGCAGGGCAUGGACAGAGAUGCCUUUGAGAAAAAGUUCAACACCCUUGAAGUGGAUUUUAUUCGUAGUCAGCAGCUGUUCUGUCGAGACGUCCUGAAAUUAAGUCCUGGACAGCAGGCGGUGAUCAGCAACGGCAGGAUCCUCGGCCCAUUUGAAGAGCAGGAAGAAUUCACUGUGGAGGAUUUCCAGCUGCUGGAGAAGAUUACUCUGAGCAGUUCUGCAGAGAAAGUCAAAGCCAAAGUUAAACUGAUGGGGAUGAAAGCAAAGCACGCCAGUGACUUAGUCAUGAAAGUCGACGCCCUCCUAACUGCAGCACCCAAAGGAGAGGUCAGGAGGGAUGUCCACUUUAUCAAAGACAGCCACAGUGUGCUCCGUCUCUCCCCACGUGAGAACGAGGUUUUCUAUGACGUUGUGGCCAUCGUUGACCCUCUGACGAGGGAGGCUCAGAAGAUGUCCCCGCUACUGAUCGUGCUCAGUCAAGUGGUCAACGUGAGACUGCAGGUGUUUAUGAAUUGCAGGGCCAAGUUGUCCGAGAUGCCCCUCAAGAGCUUUUACCGCUUUGUCUUGGAGUCUGAUGUGAAUUUCUUGGCCAACAACACAGUAUCUCCAGGUCCUGUUGCCCGCUUCAUGGAACUCCCAGAAUCUCCUCUUCUCACCCUUAUUAUGAUUACGCCAGAGAGCUGGAUGGUGCAGGCUGUCAGCAGCCCCCACGACUUGGAUAACAUCCACCUACAGGAGGUGAACGGGGUUGUGACAGCAGAGUACGAGCUGGAGCAUCUUUUGCUGGAGGGCCACUGCUUUGACCUGUCAACAGGCCAGCCUCCUCGUGGCCUGCAGUUUACCCUGGGCAUGAGUCGGGACCCACUCAUGUAUGACACUAUCGUCAUGGCUAACCUGGGAUAUUUCCAGCUGAAAGCAAAUCCUGGUGCUUGGACCUUAAAAUUACGUAAAGGGAGAUCAGAGGAUAUCUAUCAGAUUCUCACGCAUGAUGGAACCGAUUCCCCCGCAGAUGCCGGUGACGUCCUGGUUGUUCUGAACAGUUUCCACAGUAAAAUCGUCAAAGUCAGAGUGCAAAAAAAGGCAGACAAGAUGAAUGAGGAUCUUUUAAGUGAAAAUAGUGAAAGCAAAGGCAUUUGGGACUCUAUAGCAAGCAUCACAGGCGGUGGCUCCAAGAAGGAUGAUGGAGAGAAAAAGAAGGAGGAUGUUCUCAACAUAUUUUCGGUGGCCUCGGGCCAUCUGUACGAGCGCUUUCUGAGAAUAAUGAUGCUGUCCGUCCUUCGGCAUACCAAAACACCUGUCAAGUUCUGGUUCCUCAAGAACUACCUCUCUCCAUCGUUCAAGGAGACCAUCGCUCACAUGGCAGAGAAGUAUGGCUUCCAGUACGAGUUGGUGCAGUACAAGUGGCCCCGUUGGCUCCACCAGCAGACUGAGAAGCAGCGCAUUAUCUGGGGAUACAAGAUCCUCUUCCUGGACGUUCUGUUCCCCUUGGCCGUGGACAAGAUCAUCUUUGUGGACGCCGAUCAGAUAGUUCGGGCCGAUCUGAAGGACUUGAGGGAUUUCGACCUGGAGGGUGCUCCUUAUGGCUACACUCCGUUUUGUGAUAGCCGCAGAGAGAUGGAAGGCUAUCGCUUCUGGAAGAGCGGCUACUGGGCCUCACAUCUAGGACACAGGAAAUACCACAUCAGCGCUCUGUAUGUAGUAGAUUUAAAGAAGUUUAGAAAAAUUGCGGCUGGAGACAGAUUACGAGGCCAGUACCAAGCCCUGAGCCAAGACCCCAACAGUCUGUCCAACCUGGACCAGGACCUUCCCAACAACAUGAUCCACCAGGUUGCCAUCAAGUCUCUUCCACAGGAGUGGAUGUGGUGUGAGACCUGGUGCGAUGACACCUCCAAAGUCUCGGCUAAGACCAUAGACCUGUGCAAUAACCCAAAGACCAAGGAGCCCAAGCUAACGGCCGCAGCCAGGAUUGUGCCCGAGUGGGUUGAAUACGACAACGAGAUAAAGCAGCUCCUGGGACGGGUGCAGGAACAGGAAGACACGGCAACACAAAAACAGACUCCUUCUCCCUCACAGCAUGACAAAGGAGACGACAGACGUGAUGAACUUUAGUGCCUGGCAGCAUCGCUCUGAGGAGGAAGGAGGCAGGAGGCAGCAUUGUUCUAAGGAGGCAGGAGGCAGCAUUGUUCUAAGGAGGCAGGAGGCAGCAUCGUUCUAAGGAGGCAGGAGGCAGCAUCGUUCUAAGGAGGCAGGAGGCAGCAUCGUUCUAAGGAGGCAGGAGGCAGCAUUGUUCUGAGGAGGAAGGAGGCAGGAGGCAGCAUCGUUCUGAGGAGGAAGGAGACAGGAGGCAGCAUCGUUCUAAGGAGGCAGGAGGCAGCAUCAUUCUGAGGAGGAAGGAGGCAGGAGGCAGCACCUUUUGCAAGCAGGCUUCCUGUGAAGCUUGGAGACCAGACAAAUCCAUCUCAACAUAGCCACGGAGCAUUGCAUCCCCCGCCGGAGAAGGACGUGAUAUUUUCAGAGAUGCCAUGUCUGCUUCUGCAGUCAAUGUCUUACAAAAUUAACACAUGAUGCAAGUGUUAACUGCCAACUGUGAACUUGUGGGGCGCUAUCAGCUCCACAAUCAGGGUCUCGGUUAGUUUGUGGUUACCGGAGAAUGAAGUGAGCAGAGGAAAUAGUGGGGUGUGGUCAGUCAAAGCACUCUGAUUAGGUUUGUUUAGAAAUAAAUGGUAAAUUGCACUGAGAAUGUAUGCAAAUAAUCUAAUAGUGAAUGCACAUCUCUGAGAAUCUAAUCUCAAAGUUUAAUGUUUCUUAUUCUAGAAAACGUUCUGAAAGCUGAUGCAUUUAGGUGUUCUUAAUUUGAAGUUGACUAAAAUGCCCAAACCCCAAAAAUGUAAUUUCACAACAGGCAGCAAAGUGGUUACAAUUGACCUUGGGCACUGUGUGGUUAUUAUUGGGUGUAGUUUUUAUUUUUGCUGAAGGAAGGAUAGUCUAGGGAAGGUUUUCUUUUUUUAGUUGAGCCUUCUCUUGCGAGAAUUAUUCUAUAAAAAUUGGAUCUAAUGCUUACAUCAAAAGAUGGCUUUCAUGGGCCUUAAAGGUACAUUUUCUAUCAGGGCUUUAUUGAUUUUCCUCAUCACCAUCAAACCCAUAAUGCUAAUGUCCGGGUUUUGGAAAACGCAAUGCGGAUCAUUUUAGUUAUUACUUAUUGAGCGUCUCUACAGUACAUAGCCGCUCCUUUUUUUUAUUAUGAAUUAUAAAGUUAAAACGUGUCGUACAAAGUUUAAAUGUGAUCCACAUUCAGCAUCAAUAUGGCCGGUUCUGCACACACGUUUCCUUCAGUCCACAUGGAUCUGAACGCAGUGAUAAACUUGUGUUUUGAUUAUAUUUGUCAGUGGUACGUUGUCAAAUGUAAUCGAUACAAAGUUUUACUAUUUGGAAAGCGAGGCUGUGGUAGAAAUAGUCAAAACAAAUUAAAUAAAAGUUCAGGUGUCAUAAAGGUUGAAGAGUAUCAGUUUAUCUCAGCAGCUUCUUGCGUUACAGGUGUUUUUUUUUAAAAAACAUGAUUUGUGUAAUCAUCACUAUCCAGUGCUGAUCCUUUGACCCGUAUGAUGUGGGAGAUGUCCGACUGCCCUCCCCCAAAUGAUCUUGUCAGUCUGUCCCGACAAAGUUACGUCAUGCAACAUUUAUAUUAGAUGACAAACCAGGCAAGACUUAGUUAUUCCUAAAUGGAUCAAACAAUCCUCAUUUGCACAUUUAUGGUCAUGGUUUAUGGAUAAAAUGGAAGUGUUGUUUACAUCUUGCGUACAUUCAACUUUACUGUAUUACUUAAUUUUUCAUUAUUCAAAUUCCACAAUAAAUCAGUGUUUAUUUUGUCUCAGGUAUAACAGGUGUUGCUGCUCAAGCCCCCCCAUCUUAAAUUAAAAAAACUCAAGGGUGCUGCUCUCAGGACACAAUCCUCUACUGUGUUGUCCAAUAGAAAUGUUUAAAUUACUGUCUCGUGGGAGAACAAUAAAUACUUGCCACUUAACAGUUAAUAGACAGUCUGAAAAAAAAAAAAAGGUACAUAAAUAGGUCUUUAUUUACAUUUCGAUAAACUCCAUCCAUAUAAAAAUAGUACUGCGCCUAUGUAAAAGUUGAAUCUUAUGAAUGGAUUAUUAAUUGUACAAUACUUGGAAAGGAUGCAAGUGUCAGAAUCAACCACUCGCAUAUAACGGAUAAAAGCUGCUCCACACAUGGCAGAUAUUUGUUAGCAUAGCAACAGACCCUCCCCAAAUGGAAUUCAAAGUUGUAUUAUUCAACAACAAAGAUACAUAUUUAAUUAAGGUCACUGAAUUAAAGUCACGAUUAGCUCCUCGUCCUUUGUGAGACAUUCCUCAUGCCAUUGAGCUCCCUUUUAAUAGGGAGGAAAAUCCACAAUCUGCUCCAGCUACGCUGGAUAUGAACUUCCUCAGUUGAAGUUGAACUUAAAGUUGAACGGUCCAGAGCCAAAUGGAUUGAAACCCUGAUGAUGAUGAUGGUGAUGCUGCUGACGACCCUGCUGGCUCUCCGGAUCCAUGGGAUCCUCCCCGUGGUCGAACUUGGUUCUCAUCUCUAAAGAAAAAUAGAACAUGUCAGUACAGAACAACUUAUUACUGAAAUGAAUAUGUUCUUUAGCUUUUCAUAUAGGAAAUCAAUCCCUCCAGAAAUAAUUUUUAAUUACAAUUUUGUCUCAAACUAAGAAUUUUAAUUGUUUACAUUUCAGUAAUUUAAAAAAGUUAGCUUGAGCCAAAAGGUUAUAGGUGGUUUGUGGAUGAUGCAGUUUGAGAAAAGAAAAAAAAAAAAAAAAAAAA